CUCGAGCCUUGCGGUCAUGUCGUCUUCGACUGCCUCCCUCCUGUUCAUCGUCGUGCUUCUGGUUGUGCAGAGCGUGUUCGUGGGUAGCCUCUUCCUGCCGUUCGGUGGCAUCGCGUCCGCGGCGAACGGCAUUAUCGGCUUCAAGGUCUCCGUGGCUGCUUCUUUGCUGUCCAUGCUUGGCAAGGGAUUCACCGGUACGUUCAACCUCAGAGCCGGCACGGCCUUCGCGGAUUCUUCGUCCGAAGAGCUCAACGGACGUAGUGGUCUUCUGGGCUACGACAUGACGACAACAACCGAGAGGACAGAAAUUAAGGUUCCUAUAUCUGCGCUCCAAGACGUACUCAACGUGGACGAGGAGCAGAAGCACCAGACAGACCUGCUAUUCACCUUCCUGAAGGGGAUCGACGACCGGGGAUGUGUCUCGCGCAUGGUUUGCGAGAGCGUUGCCGACGCAAUACGCCUCGGCAAAGUGGGUAACGCGACUAAGAAUUUCUUCGACACCAACGUUGGUGUCGAAACUGGAGAUGUCUCGGUGUUUGUCGCCGCCGCCAAGACUGGCCGAUCGCGGGGCCUCGCCGGAUGUGCGCAGGCCUUCCCAGAGUGCACCGCCAACCUCCCUCACAUCCUCACCGCUGCCCGGUUGAUGUAAACCCCGAUUCCCGAGAAUAAAUGUUUUU
This is a messenger RNA of Rhipicephalus sanguineus (brown dog tick), 677 nucleotides long. RefSeq lists its product as uncharacterized. The record is from RefSeq and is a predicted model, not a curated record. The transcript has 2 exons. The coding region runs from base 17 to 649 and encodes 210 amino acids. NCBI's taxonomy places the organism in Eukaryota, Metazoa, Arthropoda, Arachnida, Ixodida, Ixodidae.